Cydia pomonella (codling moth) is the source of this 2286-nucleotide messenger RNA. RefSeq names its product alpha-tocopherol transfer protein-like. The record is from RefSeq and is a predicted model, not a curated record. The coding region runs from base 142 to 1020 and encodes 292 amino acids. Gene Ontology annotation, molecular function: phosphatidylinositol bisphosphate binding. The transcript is spliced from 7 exons. Gene Ontology annotation, cellular component: membrane. Lineage: Eukaryota; Metazoa; Arthropoda; Insecta; Lepidoptera; Tortricidae.
GUCCAGUUAACUCGUUGGUCGCAUUAGAUAUACGCGCCGAGCCUGCGCGCGAUCAGUGCGACGCGACAGACCGGCGCAGACGCGCGUACCUUUACCAUUAAAAUAGUAGUUUAGUGAGUGCGAUCGAGUUUAAUUGAAAAAAUGCCGGACCAAGAUUUUGACCAUGAGAGGGAUCUCCUCGCGUUUAAAGACUGGCUUGUAAAGCAGCCACAUCUACCUCAUGAAGUCGACGAGAUCCUGCUCCGGCGUUUCCUACACAGCUGCCGCUACAGCAUCGAGCGGGCGAAGCGCACCCUCGACCUGUUCUUCACGAUCCGCUCCAAUGCCCCUGAGCUGUUCUGUAAAAGGGACCCCUGGGCACCAGAGAUACGACGCGUCUUUGAAAUCACAGACCUGUUGCCGCUUCCCAACAAAACAAAAGAAAACCACCGGAUUUUCAUCUACCGCCUCAACAACCCCGACCUAGACCUGUUCAACUUCGUAGAUGCCGUGAAGACCUUCUUCAUGCUGGCUGACACCAGGCUGACGGAAGACGAUGAUAUCCCGUCUGGAGAAAUACCCAUAUUCGACGCCGCUAACGUGUCCUUGAAGUUCAUCGGCAAAGUGAACUUAUCUGUGCUACGGAAAUAUAUGAUGUACACACAGGAAGCAAUGCCUAUCAGACUGAAGCAGGUCCACGUGAUCAACGCUCCGUCCUACAUCAACAAGAUUCACGCCAUCUGCAAACCCUUCCUCAAGGCGGAGGUCGCUAAAUUGAUAAAAUUCCACGAGCCUAAGUCAGAGACCCUCUACAAGGACGUGCCACAGGAGCUCCUGCCCGAGGAGUUCGGGGGCAACGCGGGCACAAUUGAGCAGAUCAAGAGACACUGGAUCAAGAAGAUUGAAGCCAAGAGAGAUUGGUUCCUGACCAACGACCAGCGGUGGGCGGUGGACGAAGCCUCGAGGCCCUCCGCCUGCAAGGAGACCGCAGACAAAGUCAAGGACCUGCCGGGCUCCUUUAGGACAUUAGCUUUAGAUUGAUUUACCAUCACGAAUACCGGAUGGUAGUUACUACAAUUGCAGUACAAGUACAACCUAAAUUAAAUACGCAGUUUCAUGGUAUUCAGAUUUAGAUAGAGCAAAAAGGGAGAGAAGAAAGAUUGGAUUGGAGGUUGGAUUGCGGGCGUGAGAUUAACUCCUUACUACUCAUACUUGUCAUUUAUAUUUUAAGUAAAAAUGCCUGAAGGAUAAAAUAAAAUUUUAAAUACUCUUUGUCUAUACUCUGUAUCUUUGGGUAUUUAAACAAAUGUAAACAAAAUCUACCCUCAAAUAGCUCAUUAAGCCAGUUGAGGAUAGAUGGAAACGAAAAUUACAUGACCAAAUAAUAUAGGUUAAAGUCAGGUCGUUCAGUGACAGAUCUAGGUGGUUUUGUAUUUGGUUGGUUAACCAAUAAAUGUUGUAACUACCCGAAAAUGUACAAAUUGCUUGUUUACUUUUAUUUAAAUACCUAAAGAUACAGAGUAUAAUUCUGAAUAUAACUAAGAAUUUUACUAUACAGAAAUAAGUAAGCAUAGAGUUCACUCCAUACAUCUGUUUUCUUAACAAAACGUUUAUUAUUUUCGUAGUCGACAUCUAGCGUCAAGUAGCAAUACUAAUAAAUCCGCUACUUGACGCUGUGAGCACUCUAUGCUUACCUUAUUUCUUUAUGCUUUAAACAAAUUAUACAUCUUUUAGUUCCCGCAGGAUUGUGUCAGCUUACUUAUGUCUAAAAAAAUUUGUGUAAACCGAAGGUGUCAUGUCACAAGUGAUACGCUUCUUACGUCGGUACUGACUGUUCAUGCUGUGUCUGAAGGGCAGCAUGUUUUGUUUUUCUCUAUACCUUUGUACGUAAACAGAAGACCAUAUGCAUGUUUACACAUUUAUUAGUAAAGUAACGUUAGUUAGUGUCUUUUGCGGUCAAACGGUUAAAAACAAUUUAUGUAGGUAAUUAUCUAGUUCAGUUAGCCUCGUCAAAAUAACUUGGUACAGUAAGAACAAAACCUUUCCUACUAUACUUGCCGCAAAACUAAGUGGCGAGUCAGGUCAUAAUGCCAUCUCUUUCACUCUUGGUUGGUCUUAACAAGGGCAAAGGAGAUAGCAUUAUGAUCUCAGUCGCCAGUUAGUUUUGCGGCAAGUUUACGUAGAAUGUUGGUUGUACGUAAUAAUGUAAGUUUUUUUUUAGUAUUAUAUUGCUAAAUGUGAUUGUUUAAGCUUAAUUGUUACAUUAUUUUAUUAGGUAUAGGGUGAAAAUAAAAAAUUGUGAAUUUA